Hypomesus transpacificus is the source of this 2860-nucleotide messenger RNA. RefSeq names its product atypical chemokine receptor 3b (gene ackr3b). NCBI's taxonomy places the organism in Eukaryota, Metazoa, Chordata, Actinopteri, Osmeriformes, Osmeridae. Gene Ontology annotation, molecular function: G protein-coupled receptor activity; chemokine binding; coreceptor activity. The coding region runs from base 213 to 1319 and encodes 368 amino acids. The record is from RefSeq and is a predicted model, not a curated record. Gene Ontology annotation, biological process: G protein-coupled receptor signaling pathway; angiogenesis; vasculogenesis. Gene Ontology annotation, cellular component: membrane. The transcript is spliced from 2 exons.
AAAGCAAGCCAGUCUCUCUACAGCGCAGGACCGACGGAGAGUUCCUCCGCAACUUGGAGGAUAAGACACUUCUCGCAUUCGCAACACCAGCUAAAAUCAUCUGUCGACCAUUUACAGAAAGGUUUUGUGAUACGUGUGGAUCAUAAAAACAACAAGAAAUAGCAAGGCAUACUUCUCGGCGCAACCGACCGGCCCCCUUUCGGAAACCAACCAUGAGCGUGAACGCCAACGACCUGAGCGAGCUGAUGGAGAUGUGGGAGGAGCUCAACUUCACGGGCGAGCACGACGACAACCUGUCCCACGUGGAGGCGCUGAUGUGCCCCGCCGUGUUCAGUCACGACGCCGUCUUCUACACCCUCUCCGUCCUCUACAUCUUCAUCUUCCUGGUGGGCCUGGCCGCCAACUCCCUGGUGGUCUGGGUGAACGUGCGCUCCGAGAGGAACCGCUACGAAACCCACCUGUACAUACUGAACCUGGCGGUGGCCGACCUGUGCGUGGUGGCCACUCUGCCCGUGUGGGUCAGCUCCCUGCUCCAGAAAGGCCACUGGCCGUUUGGCGAGGCCGUCUGCAAGAUCACCCACCUGGUGUUCAGCGUUAACCUCUUCAGUAGCAUCUUCUUCCUCACCUGCAUGAGCAUGGACCGCUACUUGUCCGUGGCGCUCUUUGGAGAAUCCUCCAACAGCCGUUUGAGGAGGGUGGUCCGCCAGCUCAUCUGCAUCCUGGUGUGGGUCCUGGCACUGGUCGCGUCCCUACCGGAUACCUACUUCCUCCAGGCGGUCAAGUCGACCCAUUCCGACAGCAUCAUGUGCCGGCCCGUGUACCCGGUCGACAGCUCCCGCGAGUGGAUGGUCGGCAUCCAGAUGAGCUUCUUCGUCCUGGGCUUCGCCAUCCCCUUCCCCAUCAUCGCCAUCUUCUACCUCCUCCUGGCCACGUCCAUCCCUUCCGGCUCGGACAACGAACGGCGGGUCAGCCGGAAGAUCAUCCUCACCUACAUCGUGGUGUUCCUCGUGUGCUGGCUGCCCUACCACGGGGUCCUCCUCAUGGACUCCCUGUCGCUGCUCAACGUCCUGCCCUUCAGCUGCCGCCUGGAGAACUUCCUGUUUGUGGCGCUGCACUUCACCCAGUGCUUCUCCCUCCUUCACUGUUGCGUCAACCCGGUCAUCUACAACUUCAUCAACAGGAACUACCGCUACGACCUGAUGAAGGCCUUCAUCUUCAAGUACUCCACCAAGACGGGCCUGGCCAAGCUCAUUGACACCUCGCGGGUCUCUGAGACCGAGUAUUCGGCUGUGGCCGUGGAGAACCACGCCCAGUUGUGAGGGGUGGUGGCACGAAAUGGCGUACUCAAAGAGACUCUACCAAAGCCCCACCCAUCUUGAAAACGCCACUUCUACCGUGCGUACUGUAAAUGGAAAGAGUCAGUUUAUGAGGCACUGUAAAACACAAUGACCAAACCAAUAUCUGUAGGUCUGCAUUUGUCUGUUAUUUUAUACUGGUAUUCCCCUUAUCUGAGUCCUGUCAGAUGUAGUAACAAGCCUGUUCAUUUGUACUUUAUUUUUCAAAGCACUUCAACCGAACUAGAGACUGGGUGUCACCUAAUCUGAUGGGUUUAUGACAACAUAAACACUCUCACACACACAUACACACACACACACACACACAUAUAUACACACACUUCCCCCAGACGGAGCCAGAGGGAAAGACUAGAAGCUGUAGAAGUCUGUGUUUAUCUGAGUUUGCUGUUGUCAGUUGCUCAGAUUCCAUCACACUUGAGCUAAUAGGACAGACAGAAGAGCCAGACAUUCUCCCAGGUUUUACGGGUCUAGAAGAGGAUUUACACUCGAUUCUAACCUGAGGGAAGCUGACAAAGUAUUUGACUCUGUGAGGAAGGUUUUAGCAGUUUGACCUGCUCUGUGUUUACAGGGAAGUGUGGAAUGUCAAAGGGAACAGUGAAUGAAGGAGAAAAGACUCGAGAGAUUACUAGCAGGACUGUACAGCCUCAUUUUGUUCAGUUGUACAGAAAGUAAAUACUGUGUGUAUUUUAUGUUUAUUAGCUGUACUGCUUAUGUACACUUUUGUCAAGGAGGGUUUAGUUUUGAUGGUCUGGCUUCUUCCGGAUUCAGACACAACAAACAAGUUUGGAUAAAACCGUUACGAGCAGUUUCAGAGAGUUUUGUUGGGUUGUUUUUGUUUGGAGAUUGUUAAGUUCUGAAACGGGAAUUGUCAUAAUUCACACUUCCUCAUUUGACCCCCCACAGUAUGGACAUUCUAAAAGUGGUUCUUGAAUGUUCCAUCUGAAUCUUCCUUUAUAGGUUAAGGCUAUCCCAUGUUGCAUUGUACUGUAUAAUGAAGGUUCAUAGUUCACCUUUAAAUUCAAUUGGAAACAGAAAUUGUAUAUAUUUUGUAAAUAUCAUAUUUAUAUCUCUUUAACUGUAUUGUAUGUGCAUUUACUUGUAAAGUUUGUAUAUGGCAUACAAAUGCAUCUGCUAUCAAUACUGUACUUUUAUACCAAACAAUUCAGAUACUGAAUCAAUGAAGGUGUGCUUUGUGAGUGGGGUUAACAAUGUAUAUAAUAUUCCAAUAUAUAAUAUUCUAUUAUAUAUAGUCUGUGUCUAUUAUACACAUUUGAGACUGUAUAAUGUUCUGUAUGUUAGACAUGUUUGCAAACAUUUAUAUUUUUCUUAAAAGAAAUCAAUGGCUGCUCAAUUGUAAAAUGCAAGCUAAAAGACAACGCAAACGUACAAAUUAGUAAUGCUGCCCAGGCACAUUUCUUUAUAUACUCUUAAGAAAGACUUUUCUGUAAGUUGCUUGAUGUCUGCCAAUGCUGUCGUUCAAAUAAAUACAAUAAUGUUGAAAACGA